This is a messenger RNA of Hyla sarda, 3053 nucleotides long. RefSeq names its product transmembrane protein 164 (gene TMEM164). The transcript is spliced from 6 exons. The coding region runs from base 1728 to 2624 and encodes 298 amino acids. NCBI's taxonomy places the organism in Eukaryota, Metazoa, Chordata, Amphibia, Anura, Hylidae. The record is from RefSeq and is a predicted model, not a curated record.
GCUCCGGACAGUCACCACUCGCCACCGCUGCGCGGGAUGUCGCUGUCCAUCGCUGUCGCCGUGUCCCCUGUGGUGUCCCUGACGCUCCGGUAAGGCCUCUGCUUCCCCGGCAUCCUCGCUUUCCGUCGCCGCCAUCACGUCGCUCCUAUUGGAUGACCGGACGGCGUGCGCAGCGACGUGAUGAUGACGAUGGAGAGCGCCGACGAUGCAGGGGAUCCCGAAGAGGACGCGCUGGAGCCCCGAGGACAGGUAAGUGAUCGUCAGCGGACCACACGGGGCAUCGUAAACGGCUAUCCGGUGACAGCUGAAGCAGUCUGCGCUGCCGGAUAGCCGUUUAUGCGAUGGCCCCGACAUACAAAAGCAUCGUAUGUUGAUGCUGCCUUCAACAUGUGAUGGCCUCUGAGAGGCCAUCGCAUGUUGAAAUUAUCGUAUGUCGGGGCCAUCGUAGGUCGAGGGGCCACUGUAUAUAAAAAUGAUGUGAAGGGCUGAUUAUUUCACCCCAUAGGACAUGUCCGCUUGGCCAGUCACUGGUUGAGGCGGGCUCCUGUGUAGACAACAUGUCACAGUACCCUGCCAAGAGCAGCAGGGACCAGGAGUUGUUGAAAAGGCAACUGCGGGGGAUCAGGGCAGAGGAGCCAAUCAGAUCGCUUCUUUCACGUUUCACAGGCCUCUUUAAAAAUGAAAGAAGCAAUCUUUUCCUCUAGACAGGUUUUGAUAAAUCUCCCCCUUCUUGGGUAUAUUAGGUGGCAUUCCUUUCUUCAACCUUCUUUUCUUUCUUUUUUUAUUUCCAGACAUUUUUCAUGUAAAAACAGCUAAGACUAUAUGAAGCACUGUCAGCAAUUCUGUCAAAACAAAGCAUGCACUAUUUUCUUUCUCUGAAAAACUACCGGAUCCCUGACGGACCCCAUUCAGGACAAUGGGAUCCGCCAGACCCAGAGGAGUCAGUUGAGCUAAAAAAAAAAAAGAGCCGAACGGACCCAGAACAGAGCACAACAUCAAAGUGAACUUAGCCUAAAAAGUGGCCAAUCUUUUUUGCAUUAAAAGUUCUCCACACAUAGCUGCCUUUAUUCCUCAUGGCAACCAGAGCUUUCAUUCUACCAGAGCAGUGUUUUCCAAACAGUGUGUCUCCAGCUGUUGCAAAACUACACCUCCCAGCAUGCUGGCUGCACCAGAGCAAUAAAGGGAAUGAAAGCAGUGUCCUAACAGGUUGCCAUGGGUAACACUUUUUAUAACCUCCCAGCAUGCCCCGGGUAGGAGAGCACUGUGACCCAAGUCUAUAGCCUAGGCUGUAUUACAAGUAGCGGGUUAUUUUAUCAGGCGUCACAAUAAGCCGGUGACGUCAUGAAGAGGGCGGGGCUCUGGAGAAAUGUAUCAGCCAAUUAUAGAGGCGGCAGAACCUAGCUGGCUGUGAUUCGGGCGUUACUGUGGGGUGAUGCGCGGGGCCCUUAUUCUUCUUGGGUUGAAUCCCAAAGCGGCCGCGUGGGGGCGCACGGCUCCAGGACUUAGCCUUCCCGUUUUCAUUCAGCGCCGUGAGCGGUACGUGACGUACACGGAGAACAUACGUACAUACGUGUGGUGUAUACAUAUAUGUACCCGUAUGUGGGUGUCCUGCAGCCGCCGUAUCCUCACACACUGACACCCCACACGUGUGCCCUCCUUCUGCCGCCAUCUUCCUCCUCCCUCCCUCUCCUCCCGCCCUCGCUGAGACAAUCCGGGCCGGGCAUUUGAUGUUCCGUCAGGAAGGCGGCAGCGGCGGCGGAGCGCUGAGAGUACUGGGUGACAGGAGCGACAUGUCCCGCUACACUGACUGGUUAUAUGGAGGGGUGGACCCCAGCCUGGCCGGCAAUGGGGGCCCCGAGUGUGCUGCCUUCCUGCCCCGCACCCAGAGGCUUGUGGAGAGCAUGGCCCUGCUGCUAGUGUCCGUGCUGGAGAUCGGGCUGUCCCUGCGGAGGAUAGUGCGGUGCGACCUGCCUGCUGUCACCGCCCGCCCGGACAGCCUAGGCAAGAACGUCCUGCUGGUGGCGCUGUGCCUCACCUUCGGGGUAGAAGUGGGCUUUAAAUUUGCCACCAGAACUGUCAUCUACUUGUUGAACCCCUGCCAUGUCGUCACCAUGCUACAGAUAUUUCUCCUGGCAUGCCCACCAUGUAAAGCUGCCACAGUCAUUUUUAGGUUGCAGAUGCAUAUGUUGAAUGGGGCCCUACUUGCAUUAUUAUUCCCAGUACUUAACACACGAAUGUUGCCAUUUGAAGUUGAAGUCUAUUAUAUACAGCACAUCCUGCUGUAUGUUGUGCCCAUCUACCUAAUGAGGAAGGGAGGUGCCUACACUCCAGAGCCACUUGGUAACUUUUGGUGGGCGAUUUUAUCAACUGGACUUAUGUUUUUCUACCAUUUUACCUUCUUGCAGAUCCUUGGCAUGAUGACAGAAGUGAACUUGAACAACAUGUUGUGCCCUGCAAUUUCAGAUCCUUUCUAUGGGCCAUGGUAUCGUAUAUGGGCAUCGGGACAUCAGACACUCAUGACUAUGAUCCAUGGGAAACUUAUUGUGGCCCUGUUCUCACAUGGUCUGCCAGGAUAUAAAUUUUUAGUAGAGCUGAUUCCCUAUUCUGGGAAGAAAGUGGAUUGAAUUAUCACUACUGGAAUAAUCUUUUUUGACCUCCUUACAGCCAAAAUAAGCAUAUUGAGGUUAAAGGGCUACCAGCACUUUCAUGAUUAAAACAGUGUUAAGGACUUCCAAUAACAGAAACAAGUGCCCUUACAGAAUGGAUCAGUGUCUAACACCUUUUUAGAUCUUAUUUGGUUUUUACUUUCAAAACAUUGGUGCCCUAUGAUCAUAAUGCUUUUGUUCUAGCAGCAGAAGACUACCUGAGGGCUCUGGUUGCUGGAUCCCUUUUGCACAUGGACAGGGAACUUGGCUGGUUUUUACUCCUUACACAUAGUCUGUUACAGGAAUUAAUUUAUAAAUUUUUAUAAGGAUUUUGGUAUUCAGCACAAAUAGACACUCGUCCACGCAGCCAUUUGCCUCAUUAAAAAAAAGCCCUCAUGAUGAAAUCAU